CUUCACAACCAGCACGUAUAGUAAAUGUUAGCAGUACUGCUGCUUAUAUGUUUGUUCCUGAGGGUGGAAUAGAAUUCGAAAAAUUAAAUGAUCCAAAUUCACAUAACCCAAGGCAACGUUAUUCACAAUCAAAAUUUGCAAAUAUUUUAUUUACUAAUGAAUUAAAUAAACGGCUUCCUGAAGAAAUACAAGUAUUUGCUAACUCUCUUCAUCCAGGAAUCGUAGAUACCCCCCUGUUAAGAAGGGAUGAUUUAUCUUUCCCAGGAAAUAUUUCAACUUCUUCAAUCUCAUCUGAAGAUGGAGCUAUUACUAUCUUAUACUGUGCUACCAGUCCAGAAAUCGAGAAGAAAAAUUAUCGUGGAAAGUACUUUGAACCAUUUGGUAUAGUAGUUGAAAAAAAGUCUUCAUACGGUGAUGAUAAUAAUUUAGCUAAGAGACUUUGGGAAUUUACGGAGAAUUUAAUUAGCGAAAAAUUAUUGUAA
Molecule: messenger RNA, 482 nt
Organism: Dentiscutata heterogama
Lineage: Eukaryota; Fungi; Glomeromycota; Glomeromycetes; Diversisporales; Gigasporaceae
Source: the annotation of a GenBank genome assembly